AUGUGUACAUUCUGUUUCGUUACAAUUUCCAGUUCUGAAGAUGUUGUUAGGAAUACUUUGACUGAUUUAAUUUCAGAAAGUGAAUAUGAAGAAUAUUAUGGAAUCUUCAAAAAAAAUAUUUCCAAGUUCAAAUUUCUUGAUGGCCAUAAAAAACAGCUGACUGCGGCAAUAGAGUACAGUAGAACCUCAGUAAUCCGGACUAAUUGGGGCUCUAGGUUGUCCGAAUUAAUGGAAGUCCGGAUUAAACAAAAUAACCAAAAAUCGUAA
Macrosiphum euphorbiae (potato aphid) is the source of this 267-nucleotide messenger RNA. The record is from the annotation of a GenBank genome assembly. NCBI's taxonomy places the organism in Eukaryota, Metazoa, Arthropoda, Insecta, Hemiptera, Aphididae.